Messenger RNA from Penicillium cataractarum, 3630 nucleotides. RefSeq names its product chitin synthase CHS3 (gene chsF). The transcript is spliced from 2 exons. Gene Ontology annotation, cellular component: cell periphery; cell septum. Bases 1 to 3630 code for a protein of 1209 amino acids. Lineage: Eukaryota; Fungi; Ascomycota; Eurotiomycetes; Eurotiales; Aspergillaceae. The record is from RefSeq and is a predicted model, not a curated record. Gene Ontology annotation, molecular function: chitin synthase activity.
AUGUCUUUGCCGCAAAGGCCUGGCAAGGCCUCGCCCCGGCGUGAGGAGCGCAGCGCUUUCCGCGAGCCCUCUCACCGUCGGCGACACCGAGACAUCGACUCUGGCAAUUUCAGCGACAACCCAACUUCGCCGUCCUCCCACCGACACCACCGCCGCCGAUCGCAGAGUCACCGAAGGGCCGCCGAAACGGAUGAGGAACGCAUGGAGCGCGGCGGUGACGUGAAGCGCAAGAAGAGCCUAAUCAAGCCAGAGCGACGCCACAUGGAUCGGGAUCACCCCAAUUACCACUACCGACAGCGAUCUCACCGUAUGCCCGUCCACCCUUCCUCCACGGGCGAUGACCCGCUGCUCGACCGCGACCCCGAGGCCGAGACAAACAGCUCGAAGAGCAUGGAUUCGAAGUCGAAGGAGCAGCUGUACGGCGCGCAUGGAAACGUGAAUAAACCCAUGGACCGCGCGCCGAGUCGGCACCGGUCGAAAAAGAAGAAGAGAUCUUCUCACCGGACGUCGAAGAGCGGCACCUCUGCUGAGGAGAGGAGGCGGCAGAAGGCCAUGGAGCAGGCACGGCCGCCAGACUUGUGGACGACCUAUUGUGCCUUGAUUAGUUGCUUGGUCCCCGACUUUGUACUCAAAUGUUUUGGCAUGCCGCAGAAGGAGCAGCGCACUGCCUGGCGAGAGAAGAUUGGCUUGAUCAGUUUGAUUCUCAUGAUUGCCGCCUUUGUGGGUUUCCUGACAUUCGGUUUCACGGCCGUGGUCUGCGGUACACCCCCUGUUCGUCUAAAGGUCAAUGAGGUCGGUAGUGGAUACAUGAUCUUCCAUGGCAAGGCCUACGAUUUGACCAAAUCGACACACCCUGCUGCUGAGGGCAUCCCGUCCGGUACCAACGUUCUGUACGAUCUUCCGCACAAGUACGGCGGCCAGGAUGGUAGUUUCUUCUUCCAACAAGUUAACGGUGCUUGCAAGGGGCUUAUCACUGCUAAGGAUGGCGGCGGUGUUCCUACUAACUCCAAGGGCGACCUUGGUUGGUACUUCCCCUGCACAGCGUUCAACCAGGACGGCUCCUCGGAGCCAAACUUCACAACUUCCUAUUACGAGGGUUGGGCCUGUCAUACCAGUGGGUCCGCACGUAAUUCCUUCUACGACCUGACUGGAUCCGGAGAUGUAUACUACACUUGGGAGGAUACCAAGAACAAGAGUCGAAACUUGGCCGUCUACUCUGGCAAUGUUCUGGAUCUGGAUCUGCUACGGUGGUUCAACACUGAUCAGGUGGAAUACCCUGCUGAAUUUGAUGAGCUACGCGAGAACUCUGCCGUCCGUGGUGUCGAUCUCACCUAUUAUUUCCAAAGCGGAGACCAGAAGAAGAUUGGCAAAUGUCUGACCCAGAUCAUCAAGGUCGGCAGCAUCGACACGGACACCGUCGGUUGUAUUGCCUCCAAGGUUGUGCUCUACGUGUCUUUGAUCUUCAUUCUGUCCAUCGUCGUCGUCAAGUUCGCCUUUGCCCUGCUUUUCCAGUGGUUCCUUGCGCCCAGAUUCGCCGCCCAGAGUACCAGCAUGGCUUCCGAUGCCCGAACUCGCAAUCAGCAGAUCGAAGACUGGUCCAAUGAUAUCUAUCGCCCCGCUCCUCGUAUUGCUGAUCCCCCCGUUCCUGAUCGUGUCAGCAAGCGUGCCAGUUUCUUGCCCACUACAUCUCGUUUCUCCAGUCCUUAUGUGGUUGGCAGUACCGGCAGCGGCAAACAAAACAGGCAAUAUGUCACCAUGGCCAGCCAGAACUCGACCUCUCGUCUCAUGCCCAGUUCUGCCAACAGCAACACCAUGUACAAACUCAGCCACAACAGCAGUAACGGCACCCUCAGCGCGGAUAACUCUCGUCAUAACCCUGGCGCCAGCCGAACCAGCCUCGUGCCCCAAGGACAGCAAGAACCCGGAUUUUCCACUAUCGUUUCUGAAUCUGAAGGUCCCGGUCCCGCAGGGUUCAUUCAUGAAUCCGUUGUUCCGCAACCUCCACCUGAUUGGCAGCCGUUUGGCUAUCCAUUGGCCCACGCUCUUUGCAUUGUCACUUGUUACUCUGAAGGCGAGGAAGGUAUUCGGACGACUCUCGACUCGAUUGCCAUGACCGACUACCCUAACAGUCACAAGACGAUUCUCGUUAUUUGUGACGGUCUGAUCAAAGGAAAGGGUGAAGAGUUUUCGACUCCCGAAAUUGUACUCGGCAUGGUAAAGGACCACGUUGUUCCUCCCGAUGAAGUCCAGCCUUUCUCUUAUGUCGCCGUUGCCACUGGAUCCAAGCGUCACAACAUGGCCAAGGUUUACUCUGGUUUCUACGACUAUGGCGAGACCUCCAUGAUUCCUCCCGAGAAGCAACAGCGUGUCCCGAUGAUGGUUAUCGUCAAGUGCGGUACCCCUGCCGAAGCGACCCAGUCCAAGCCCGGUAACCGUGGUAAGCGUGAUAGUCAGAUUAUUCUGAUGUCCUUCUUGCAGAAGGUCAUGUUUGACGAGCGUAUGACCGAGCUUGAGUUUGAGAUGUUCAAUGGCAUGUGGAAUGUUACUGGUAUUCCGCCGGACUUCUACGAGGUCGUUCUCAUGGUCGAUGCCGAUACAAAGGUGUUCCCGGAUAGUUUGACGCAUAUGAUUUCGGCCAUGGUCAAGGAUCCCGAUGUGAUGGGUCUUUGUGGAGAGACCAAGAUUGCCAACAAGACUGACAGCUGGGUUACGAUGAUUCAAGUUUUCGAAUACUUCAUUUCCCAUCACCAGGCCAAGUCAUUCGAGUCCGUUUUCGGUGGUGUCACUUGUUUGCCCGGUUGUUUCUCGAUGUACCGUAUCAAGGCUCCCAAGGGUGGUCAAAACUACUGGGUGCCCAUUCUGGCCAACCCGGACAUUGUCGAGCACUACUCUGAAAACGUGGUUGAUACCUUGCACAAGAAGAACUUGCUUCUCCUGGGUGAGGAUCGAUACCUCACCACACUGAUGCUCAAGACCUUCCCCAAGCGCAAACAGAUCUUCGUCCCGCAAGCCGUUUGCAAGACUGUCGUCCCCGACAAGUUCAUGGUCCUACUCUCCCAGCGUCGUCGCUGGAUCAACAGUACUGUGCACAAUCUGCUAGAACUAGUGCUUGUUCGCGAUCUCUGUGGAACGUUCUGCUUCAGUAUGCAGUUUGUCAUCUUCAUUGAGCUUAUCGGCACUCUGGUCCUCCCCGCCGCCAUUGCCUUCACUAUUUACGUCGUCAUUUCCUCCAUCGUCCGCAGGCCAGUGCAGGUCAUUCCUCUGGUCCUGCUUGCUCUGAUUCUCGGUCUCCCGGGUGUCCUGAUCGUGGUCACUGCCCACCGUCUCGUCUACGUCCUCUGGAUGCUGAUCUACCUGUGCUCCCUUCCCAUUUGGAACUUCGUUCUGCCUACUUAUGCGUUCUGGAAAUUCGACGACUUCUCCUGGGGUGAUACCCGGAAGACGGCCGGCGAGAAGGACAAGGGUCACGGUGCGGCAGAAGGCGAAUUCGACAGUACGCAGAUCACCAUGAAGCGGUGGCGCGACUUUGAGAAGGAGCGUCGUAUGCGGAAUAAUGGCUGGACGCAGCCGCAGACUCAUGCCUCUGGCAACGGGUACCCUGGAAAUUACGAGGCGUACUCGGAUUAUUAG